Molecule: messenger RNA, 1719 nt
Organism: Melozone crissalis (California towhee)
Lineage: Eukaryota; Metazoa; Chordata; Aves; Passeriformes; Passerellidae
Gene: CRTAM
Product: cytotoxic and regulatory T cell molecule
Exons: 9
Coding region: 1-1719 (572 amino acids)
Biological process (GO): cell recognition; positive regulation of natural killer cell mediated cytotoxicity directed against tumor cell target; detection of tumor cell
Cellular component (GO): plasma membrane
Molecular function (GO): signaling receptor binding
Source: RefSeq, a predicted model, not a curated record
AUGAGCGUGCCCGGGGCGCUGCUCGCCGUGCCGCUGCUCCUGCUGCAAGGGACGUUUGCAGGGGCUGCCAGUGACUCUGUGGCUCUGAAGGAAGGAGAAAAUCUAAACCUGAACUGCACCUUCAGCACCCUCAGCAACCACAACUUCACCCUGCAGUGGCUGAACCCUCGCAAUUUCACCAUUUUCCUCAAUGCCCAGCAGGUUCUGAGGGACCGGAGGUACAAACUGCUGAGGUACUCCAGGGAUGAACUGUCCAUCCAGCUCUCCAACCUGACCCUGCAGGACGAGGGGAUUUACAGGUGCCUGCACUACACCCGGCACGUCAGAGCCCGCAGCCAGAACGUUCAGAUUUUGGCUCCUCCUUCCCACCCAGUGCUGGAAAUCUCCCAGGAUGAGGAAAGGGGCAUCAAACUCUCCUGCCACACCCGGGGGGGCAGACCCCAGCCCCAGAUUUCCUGGCUCUUGGACAACGGCAUUGAGCUCCCAGGCGACACCAGGCACGAGCUGGGAGCCGAUGGGAGCAGCUGGAGCAGCAGGAGCACCCUGAGGGUCCUGAGCUACAGCCCGGGGGUGACAGUGACAGCCAGCUGUGCCAUCGGGCACCCUGCGCUGGGGGCACGGAGACUGCUGGCACCUGUCACCUUCCAGAACCUUCCCAGCCCGGGCUGCAAAGAAGCAAGCAGACCUCCAGAAGAUGGAGAAGUUCCCAGCUCAUCAGAGAGCCCAGAAGUUUCCAGUUCUCCAGGGAAUCCAGCAGGUACCAACCCAUCUGCAUCCCCAGAGAAUCCAGAACCUUCCAGCCCUUCUGCAUCUCCAAAACAACCAGAAGUUCCCAGCCCUUCUGCAUCCCCAGAGAAUCCAGAAACUUCCAGCCCUUCAGCAUCCCCAAAAGAACCAGAAGUUCCCAGCCCUUCUGCAUCCCCAGAGAAUACAGAAGUUUCCAGCAGCCCUUCUGCAUCCCCAAAUGAUCCAGGAGUUUCCAGCCCCUCUGUAUCCCCAGAGAAUCCAGAAUUAUCCAGCCCCUCUGCAUCCCCAGAGAAUCCAGAAUUAUCCAGCCCUUCUGCAUCCCCAGAGAAUCCAGAAUUUUCCAGCCCUUCUGCAUCCCCAAAGAAUCCAGACAUUUCCAGCCCUUCUGCAUCCCCAGAGAAUCCAGAAUUUUCCAGCCCCUCUGCAUCCCCAAAAGAUCCGAAAGUUUCCAUCCCUUCUGCAUCUCCAAAUGAUCCAGGAGUUUCCAACCUUUCUGCAUCCCCAGAGAAUCCAGAAGCUUCCAUCCCUUCUGCAUCCCCAAAUUUAACAGCACGAUCCUCUGUUACAGAGCAAAAUCCCGAAUCCAAAGGGCUCCUGAGGAAGGAGAAGAAUCUCCUGCUGCCCAUGCUGGUGGCUGCUCUGGUCCUGGUGCUGCUCAUCAUCGUGCUGCUGUUCGUGGUGAAGCUGAAGAAAGCGCACGGGGUGUGGAAGAGAGAAAAUGAUGUUUCAGAGCAAACACUGGAGAGUUAUAAAUCCAGAUCUAAUGAAGAGAGUCCAGGCCAUGAGAAGAAUGGGCAAGCUGGAAAUCCCAAAUCCAACAUGCAAUAUGUAACAGAAGAACACGUGGAAACCCCAGAGAAGAACCUGGAAACCCCAGAGAAAAAUCCAGAAAGGCCAGAGAAGAACCCAGGUGACAAAAGCACGGCAAUAAAUGAGGAAAUAUUCACGUGUGGAAGGGAGACAGACGUGUAA